UGCGCCAAAGAGUCUCAUAUUUGUAUAUAAAUCUGAUAGACGAUUUGAAGCCCGAGGUUUACCCCUCGGCGGCCUAUGUCCCAAUAGGGAUCGGUGGGAAGCGUGCGAGUCACGAACCACGGCCGUUAAAUAAACACACACACACCCCCCUUCUCCUGCGUCUAUCUAGCUAGACCCCCUUGGUCUCUAGCCUCAUUGCGAUCCCACAGGACACAUUCGUUUUGAAUGACAGUAUAUGGCUCAACUCGACCCCUCAGGCACUGUCUCAGACGAGGAAAUCAUCGCAGCGCUCGAGAAGGUCCAGCUAUGGAACGUCAUCAAAUCUCGCGGCACAGGUGGUACAAGUGGCAGUAAUACUGCGGCGCCCUCUGGGACCGCAACGCCGAGUAAUGAUGAGACGGCAAACGGUGCCAUCACGCCGAAGAAAGCAAAAGUCGAUCCCCUCGAAGCACCGCUUAAAGGCUCCCCUCUAUCACACGGCCAGAUCCUAAUCCUUGACGAAGCGACGGGCAACGUGGACGCAAGGACGAACGGGCUUAUGCAGCGCAUCAUCAGGGAGGAGUUCGCCAAGCACACUAUCUUGACGAUAGCUCAUCGCUUGGACACCAUCCGAAGCGUUGAUACUAUUCUUAUCAUGGAUAAGGGGAAGGUGGUCAAGGUUGUCACGCUUGACGAGUUGCUCGCUAAGAUGGCGAGGAAGAAGAAUGCGGGUGGGGGUGAGGAAGAGGAGGAGGAGGAGGAGGAGGAGGGGGAGGAGGAGGAAGGAGCGGAUAUGGCUUGGUUUAGGGAGAUGUGGGAUAAUGCUCAUUGA
Talaromyces stipitatus ATCC 10500 is the source of this 811-nucleotide messenger RNA. RefSeq names its product metal resistance protein ycf1, putative. NCBI's taxonomy places the organism in Eukaryota, Fungi, Ascomycota, Eurotiomycetes, Eurotiales, Trichocomaceae. Gene Ontology annotation, cellular component: membrane. Gene Ontology annotation, biological process: transmembrane transport. The coding region runs from base 236 to 811 and encodes 191 amino acids. The record is from RefSeq and is a predicted model, not a curated record. Gene Ontology annotation, molecular function: ATPase-coupled transmembrane transporter activity. The transcript has 2 exons.